This is a messenger RNA of Galeopterus variegatus (Sunda flying lemur), 2776 nucleotides long. It is a transcript of the gene CAMK2D, whose product is annotated as calcium/calmodulin-dependent protein kinase II delta. Gene Ontology annotation, biological process: protein phosphorylation. The record is from RefSeq and is a predicted model, not a curated record. Bases 423 to 1991 code for a protein of 522 amino acids. Gene Ontology annotation, cellular component: neuron projection; cytoplasm. Lineage: Eukaryota; Metazoa; Chordata; Mammalia; Dermoptera; Cynocephalidae. Gene Ontology annotation, molecular function: ATP binding; calcium/calmodulin-dependent protein kinase activity; calmodulin binding. The transcript is spliced from 21 exons.
CCUCCUCUCCGCCUCUACCCCUCCUGCCCCUGGUGCGGAUCGUUUCGCAACUGCUCGCCUCUCGCCCCGUGCCCGGCUGAUUUUUCCAUUUCCCGGCCCCCUCUUCUUAAGUACUUUGCACUCCGCCUUUGGGGAGAGGGGCUAGAAAGGGAGCGGGUGGAGCGUCCAGAAGAGAAGGAAGCGAGGCCCGCAGGAGGAGGCGUCUCGGCGGACCGUGGGGAGGAGACCCCACGCCACCCUUUCUGGUCAUCUUGCCUCCCGCCCCGCCCCUGCUCACACUCCCUCGCGGGCGAGCUACUUUCGGACGAGGAAAGUGAGGGCGGCCCUAGGUGACAGCGCCGCGGGGCCAGUCCCGGGGAAGCCGCGCGUCUGCUCGCGUCUCGUCCGUCGCGCUCCGAGCUAGGGCACAGUCCAGACCAAGGAUGGCUUCGACCACAACCUGCACCAGGUUCACGGACGAGUAUCAGCUUUUCGAGGAGCUUGGAAAGGGGGCAUUCUCAGUGGUGAGAAGAUGUAUGAAAAUCCCUACUGGACAAGAAUAUGCUGCCAAAAUUAUCAACACCAAAAAGCUUUCUGCUAGGGAUCAUCAGAAACUGGAAAGGGAAGCUAGAAUCUGCCGUCUUUUGAAGCACCCCAAUAUUGUGCGACUUCAUGACAGCAUAUCGGAAGAGAGCUUCCAUUACUUGGUGUUUGAUUUAGUUACUGGAGGUGAACUGUUUGAAGACAUAGUGGCAAGAGAAUAUUACAGCGAAGCCGAUGCCAGUCAUUGUAUACAGCAGAUUCUAGAAAGUGUAAAUCAUUGUCACCUAAAUGGCAUAGUUCACAGGGACCUGAAGCCUGAGAAUUUGCUUUUAGCUAGCAAAUCCAAGGGAGCAGCUGUGAAACUGGCAGACUUUGGCUUAGCCAUAGAAGUUCAAGGAGACCAACAGGCAUGGUUUGGUUUUGCUGGCACACCUGGAUAUCUUUCUCCAGAAGUUUUACGUAAAGAUCCUUAUGGAAAGCCAGUGGAUAUGUGGGCAUGUGGUGUCAUUCUCUAUAUUCUACUGGUGGGGUAUCCACCCUUCUGGGAUGAAGACCAACACAGACUCUAUCAGCAGAUCAAGGCUGGAGCUUAUGAUUUUCCAUCACCAGAAUGGGACACAGUGACUCCUGAAGCCAAAGACCUCAUCAAUAAAAUGCUUACUAUCAACCCUGCCAAGCGUAUCACAGCGUCAGAGGCACUGAAACACCCCUGGAUCUGUCAACGUUCCACUGUUGCUUCUAUGAUGCACAGACAGGAGACUGUAGACUGCUUGAAGAAAUUUAAUGCUAGAAGAAAAUUAAAGGGUGCCAUCUUGACAACUAUGCUGGCUACGAGGAAUUUUUCAGCAGCGAAGAGUUUGUUAAAGAAACCAGAUGGAGUAAAGAAAAGGAAGUCCAGUUCGAGUGUUCAGAUGAUGAUAAACAACAAAGCCAACGUGGUAACCAGCCCCAAAGAAAAUAUUCCUACCCCGGCGCUGGAGCCCCAAACUACUGUAAUCCACAACCCUGAUGGAAACAAGGAGUCAACCGAGAGCUCAAAUACAACAAUAGAGGAUGAAGAUGUAAAAGCACGAAAGCAAGAGAUUAUCAAAGUCACUGAACAAUUAAUCGAAGCUAUCAACAAUGGGGACUUUGAAGCUUACACAAAAAUCUGUGACCCAGGCCUUACUGCUUUUGAACCUGAAGCUCUGGGUAAUUUAGUGGAAGGGAUGGACUUUCACCGAUUCUACUUUGAAAAUGCUUUAAAAAGCAAUAAACCAAUCCACACCAUCAUCUUGAACCCUCAUGUACAUCUGGUAGGGGACGAUGCUGCCUGCAUAGCGUACAUUAGGCUCACACAGUACAUGGAUGGCAGUGGAAUGCCAAAGACAAUGCAGUCAGAGGAGACCCGUGUGUGGCACCGCCGGGAUGGAAAGUGGCAGAAUGUUCAUUUUCAUCGCUCUGGGUCACCAACAGUACCCAUCAAGUAAAUAUUUCCAGGCUGUCAACUUCUUUGUUAAUAUACCCAUGCUAACUAUCGACAGUGCCACUUCUGCAUCCUCUGUUCUCAAGGCACCUGGAUGGUAACCCUGGGCCGUCCUCUUCUCUUCAUGCAUGUUUCUGAGUGCAUGAAGUUGUGAAGGUCCUACAUGUAAUGCAUAUGUGAUGCAUCAUCUUAUCAUAUAUUCCUUCCUAUACAUUGUUUACACUUCAACUACAGGGAUGUUCCAUGCAAACUUCAAUUGUUGUUGGCAAACAAUAGGGGGCGGUCAGACAAAAAAAAUUCCACAAUAAUCCAAGUACAACCUAUACAUCUGUUUAUGCCAAGAUUUAACAAACUUAAAAAUUAUUGUUCUCUGGAUGAUGGUUUGUAAGAGAAAUGUAAAUUUUUUAGAACUCUUUGCUGUCAAUCAGUUUUGGCUUUUUUUUUUUUUUUCCCUUAAAAAGCAAAAAAGUAUACCUUCAGUUUCCUUGUGUAAUCCUGGUUGAAAUGAAUGUUUUCAUGGAAAGCUUUGUUGUUUAAAAAUUGAAGUUGGUUGAUAUGUGGGCAAAAUCACUUAUGAACGUAAAAGCAAGAACAGUUCUUUUGCUACCAUCUAAAGCCAUGUUUUUGGUCAAACUGUGUCAACUGGAAAAAGUCACAUUAUUAUUUAUGAGUUUGAUUGCUUUAGGAUAUACUCACAUUGUUCUGGUGAAUUUGCUGAAUUGGAUUUUUUUUUUUCCUCUCUCAAAUCUAUGCUCUGUUUUCUUCAUUUUAUCCUAUUUCUUGUUCCUU